Molecule: messenger RNA, 2352 nt
Organism: Suillus discolor
Lineage: Eukaryota; Fungi; Basidiomycota; Agaricomycetes; Boletales; Suillaceae
Exons: 19
Coding region: 1-2352 (783 amino acids)
Source: RefSeq, a predicted model, not a curated record
AUGGCAGCUCCAAUUUUCCAUUCGUAUUUUUUCCCGGACGAUCUGUCUAGCCUUCAGCCUGUUUCAGGCAAUCUCACUGUCUUACAGAAGCCUUUCUGUUUUACAGGAUAUCUGGCAAUUGGGCCUCAACCAGUCCUCUAUGCGCUCUAUUGUUCACCUACGCGCCUUGAGGCUCUCAAGUCGCAUGUCAAAGUCAUAGCUUAUGUGUUGCCGAUCAAUCCUCACAAUUCCCUAUGGGAACCGUGCAUGGAGGUACCUAUAUUCGCCAAGAAUCUUUAUUUGCCCAAUGACCCGCCCAUGAACCUGGACUUGAAUGCCCUUUGGUCAGGGCCGAGCGACGAUGGUACCCUUCUACACGUCUAUACACAGCCUUUGUUGGGCAAUGAGCACAACACUGUUAUCAUUGAAGCUCUAUUUCCAUUUGGACACCAACCCCACAAGUUCGAUAGUGAUGCUCUCACACAAAUGUUGAACCUGCUGGAGUUGUAUCACACAGGUUCAGUUGUCCCAGAUUCUUCUAGGGCCUCAUCAAUUGUUCCAGACUCUUCCGUGGCCUCAUCAGUUGUGCCAAAGUCUUCCAUGCUCUCACCUAUCACAUGCAGUCAUGAUGAUACCCAACCAGAGGACACACACACCCAUGCUGACACGAACAGCUUGCGUGAUAUCCAGCUCAGGUAUCCCCAAUGGAAAACUGUUCUGGUUCAUGUGUGGAUUCUCAUGAGAGUCACUUUAUCGUGCAGGGAUCUGGCUGAAGUUGGAGAAACUCGCACAACCCUGUGCUCCGUGAGGUCAGCUGAUGAUGAGUCCGAAGUGACAGAAGAAGCUAUAUUGGUGAUGGCCGGUAAAUGGGUGUCAAUAUUGAUUUCUGAGAUCAAACAAUUAGCAAAAAUCGCAAUCUCAGAUCCUCGACUGUCCCUGGGCUUUGCCCUCGCAGAACUGUGCCCCUGGCCACUACUCAUUGAGAGAUGUGUGACCCUGCUGCAACACUUCCUGUAUCCAGAUUCGAGUCAUUUGCCAAUUGCGGAUAAUGGCUUUGUAUGGUUUAUCAGAAAGGAGAUCUCGAAAUCCCUCGUUUUUCAUCUUGUAUUCUGGCGUAGCGUAUCAGCUCAAACAUCAGUAAUAAUGGCUGAUUUUGCGCCGGAUAUCUUCAGGAAUGUUCCACACCCGCCCGCAGAGAUGUUAGCAUUUGUGGGGGCCUGUUGUUAUAGUGCCAUCAUCCAAUGGUUGAUGGAUAUCUUGAAGAAGAUGUUAGAAGAGGGGGAGUCCCCAGCUAUCAACCUAUCACUAUAUCCGCCAGUCAGCGAGAUAUAUGAUGAACUCCUUCGGGUGGUUGUUCUCCUAUUGGCACAGAGAGACGACCCAGAACACCCGGCAUUUACCGCUACAAUCGCACAGCCACUGCUAAGCAAAGCCAUUGAUCAGCUUGCAGACCGCUAUCCCAUAGCCACUGCCAAACCUUCUUGUAUCAUGUUAAAUAGUAGUUCAUUGUGUCCUCCUACCUUCAUCACUCCUUCGACAAAGCACAUUCUUGAGAUCGAACAGACCGAGAAUGCCCUCAAGUCUUGGCUCCAGAAACAGGGAUGCGAAAUUCUUCCAGAUUCCCUCUUUGUCACGGUUUCCAUGCUAUUUGCAUGGGUCGACCCCCUUGACCUCAUAGCUGUCCUACAAGUGAGCCUCAGAGUGGUUGCAAUGGAACAGCUCUUCCAGCAAGAAGAGCUCACUUGCAUUUCAUUCCUUCUGCAAGGAGGGCGAUGCUACAUGGAGGAGAGGAUGUAUCGUGCUCAGAUGGAAGUCACUUUAUUUAAUAAAGCUAUUGCGAACUUGUGCAAAGAGUUUAAUGUGAAAUGUCGCCCAUCUCCAGCACCCCUGCCAAAGCUUUUGGCUUCCAACUACUGCGCAUCUCAAAUGCCAGCAAUAGCUUUCCACCUUUACGAAAAUCUCUUAAGGCCCAAUGAUCACUUCCUUUCACUUCCUUUCUCGAUGAAGUCUUGGGUUGAUAGCAUCACAUAUUGUGCCUACAUCAGCACAUCAUCUGCCGACUGUGCUGACUCCAAGCUCCUAGGCAAUGGCAUUAACGAUAACUUUAAAGCAAAGAAUGAGAAAACCCCAGAUGUUCUGAAAUCUGAUUUCCACAUUUUAGAGUUGAAGAAACAUCGCGCACAAGCCAAAGUGGAGAUGUUUUCUGAAGCGAUAUCACGCACUAUGGGGAUCCGGUUCACUGAGGAUGGCACGUGCUCAUCUCAUGGCUCUGACAGGACAUAUGAAUCAUGUCUACCUGACAACUCUUUUGAGGAUUGGUUUGAUGGUUUUUCAACGGCAUCUGGAUCCUCCAAUGCCUCUGCGCUCUAUUGA